AUGCCUUUGGACCACUACUAUAGCUCCGGCGUCGAGGUUAUCUACCCAAGCCAGAUGAUGAAUCCCCACCACUUCUCGGAGCCUGAAUGGAAUCCAACUCCUCUCGUACCUUUGCACCCACACGAAUUCGACAACACGCCAUAUUCAUCAGGUCCUCACAUACCACCACCAAUAUCGAUCACACAUCCAUCACACAUAACACCGUUCUCGCGGCCAAAAAGCAGUCCGAGCACAUUUGGACCGAACGUGGAGGAUCUGCUUUUCACAGAGAAUCCUUUCCGUAUAAAGAAUGAGGACUAUGCACCCCCGAUGUUCUCUAUGUCACCACAGCCGGUACCGUCAACCAAGACGCCGAGUCCGUACUACAGCGGGGACUACCCAGUAUCAAACCCCGGUGCUUCGCCAGGCCGGCACGGACCAGUGCCAAUAGCUCCAGAUCCGGUCGGUCUCCGACAAAUGCAAACCCUCAAGCGCAUGCGAGAAGAUGAAGAGUACUCCGAGUAUGGCCAGAAAAAGCGAAAGCGCGCCCCCUCGCAAGCGGGUCCUGUCGAACUGAAUGAAGAAGAGCAACUGCUCCUCAAGCUCAAAGAAGAGGAAAAUCUGCCAUGGAAGGACAUCGCAGUGCGCUUCCAGACCGAUCUCGGCAAAUCUUACCAAGUGCCUGCGCUGCAGAUGCGAUUUAAAAGAUUGCGCGAGCGUAUGAGGACCUGGACGGAAACUGAUGUUCAAGCCCUCGAACAAGCCUACGAUUACUGGGAGAAGUUCCAAUUCGACAUCAUCGCCGCAAAGAUGCUGGACUUCGGCGCAUCAGAACGCUGGCCUGCCAAAUACUGCGCUCGGAAAUGGGAGGAGAUACAUCCCGGACGAGGGCCUUUCUCGACCCCCUCCAACUUUCUCCAGGACCCUUGGGACGCCACAAGCCCCGUGGAGUCGUUGAGUCAUAGUCACAGCCCGAGACAGACGCAGUUUACCCAUAGCCCAAGACAGACGCUGUGA
Molecule: messenger RNA, 996 nt
Organism: Letharia columbiana
Lineage: Eukaryota; Fungi; Ascomycota; Lecanoromycetes; Lecanorales; Parmeliaceae
Exons: 4
Coding region: 1-996 (331 amino acids)
Source: RefSeq, a predicted model, not a curated record